This is a messenger RNA of Drosophila takahashii, 681 nucleotides long. Lineage: Eukaryota; Metazoa; Arthropoda; Insecta; Diptera; Drosophilidae. The record is from RefSeq and is a predicted model, not a curated record.
UUUAGGUAAGCGUAUUUACAGAAACUGCACGCAAUGUGCAAAUGGCUCCUUAUCGUUUUUUUAUUUUAUUUAGUGCCACGUAGGCACGGUCUUAAAAACCAUGGUUCCUUGAAUAAGGUGUUCCUUAAUAAGCUUUUUGAUGAAAUCGACAACCGGUUUCUAGAAGUAGAAAAAAACCAAAGAACCUUAGGCAUUCAUCAGCAGUCAUGUAACAACAGUUUGAUUCACAGAAACGGAUCCUCUUUGAUGUCGAGCAUAAAAAAGCAGUUCAUUCUUUUGAAACAACUGAGCGAAACUGAGUGCCAAAAUGAAUUUUAUAACAACUUGAAAACUAUUCGAUCGCCAUACAGACCACAUGAACAUUUUGCCUAUAUACCAGAAAAUGAGGAUUGGACUGAUCGUCCAGAAAGUUCUCGCCCGCGUCCACCUCCACCACGACCACCGCCACGACCUCCACCAAGACCUCCUCAAAGACCUCCACCGAGACCUCCACCACCACCACCUCGUCCUUCAACUAAACUUCCUCCCAAGGUUACGGCCUCCACCAAGAAUCCCUGUGAAUCAAACCACGGAAAUCACGGAAAUAAGAUAGUAGUUCCGGAAAUUGUUCUUCCACCAGGAUUUGAAAUCCUUGAAAUAGAAAUACAAAACACGUGUCAAAACGGACAACAGAGUAAAUAA